Aedes aegypti (yellow fever mosquito) is the source of this 1954-nucleotide messenger RNA. RefSeq names its product ubiquitin-conjugating enzyme E2 J2. The record is from RefSeq and is a predicted model, not a curated record. Bases 255 to 1004 code for a protein of 249 amino acids. The transcript is spliced from 4 exons. Lineage: Eukaryota; Metazoa; Arthropoda; Insecta; Diptera; Culicidae.
UUACACCGGGCCAACGAAACGUCAAACUGUCUGGCCAAAAGACGAAUGUUUUGAUGUCAUCGUCGAGUGUGUUACGAAUUUUCACAUCAGAAAAUACUUUCACGUUCGAUUAGCUUCAUUUAAAUCGUCAAAAUUACACCUAGUUUAACAAUUAUCGCGUAGUUCGUACAUCGUGAAGUAGGUAAAAGUUCAAUCUCUAGGGCUAGGUGAUUGAAGGGCAAUUCCUGCCUCGUCGACAUCCGUGGAGGAACAAUAUGACUAAUCAAAAGCCAACAGCCACAUCUCGGCUAAAGCAGGAUUAUAUGCGCCUCAAGAGGGAUCCAGUGCCCUACAUAACGGCGGAACCGCUCCCUUCGAACAUCCUCGAGUGGCACUACGUUAUCAAGGGACCCGAAGAUUCACCGUAUCACGGAGGUUACUACCAUGGCACGCUCCUGUUCACCAAAGAGUUCCCCUUCAAGCCGCCAUCGAUCUACAUGGUCACGCCGAAUGGACGAUUUAAAACCAACAAACGACUCUGCCUUAGUAUAUCGGAUUUCCAUCCGGAUACCUGGAAUCCGGCCUGGUCGGUGGCAACUAUAUUGACAGGUCUGCUCAGUUUCAUGCUGGAAACGACACCUACCCUAGGGUCCUGUGAAUCGACGACUUACGAAAAGCGGAAAUACGCUCGCCAAUCGCUAGAAUUCAACAUGAAAAAUGAAGUUUUCUGCGAACUUUUCCCGGAAGUAUGCGAAGAGAUCAACGAACGCCUAGCUAAGAUCGAGGAGCACCGGAAGCAGAAUGCAGCGAAUAAUAACACUUCUAGCGCUGCAAAUGGCACUGCCGGUGGGUCGGGAACUGCGGCCGAAGGAUUGGAGGCGGAAUCGGUCGAAGGCAAUGCGCUCUCGAACACGGACGAUAGCAACAUCUGGCAUUCCCUGUACACCAAUCUGAUCGUGCUGAUCGGAUUCGUCAUAUUCGCACUAAUAGUCCAUUAUGUGAUUAAAAGCAUGAACAUUGAAUGAUUGUAAGCAUGCAGUACUCUGUUUCCACUUUUUACGUUUAUUUUAGUUGGAAUGUAUGUACACAUAGUUAAAAUACAAUGUUCUGAUUGGUCGACGUUUGAAAAAAGCCCUUCAAUAUUUUACUUUUAGAGGACCUAUCAAUCAUGAUUGAACUAAACGCGUUAAUUGUUAAUAGGUUUUAUGUUUGGGGUCAGAUAAUUCGAUUAGGGAAACCCUCAUGGUAAACAAUAUUUAAUAUUUUCCAAAUUACAGUAGAGAACUUAAAACUAUCAACUGGAUUUGCAGAAGCUUAAAAUGCAGAUCAUCAUAUUGUAAACUGUAGAUAUGACAGUGAGAUGUAAUCGUAAAAGUGAUUUUAAUAAAACGAUAAAACAAACGGAAUGCACUUUUUUGCACACAGAAAUAGUGACACAUUUAGCGAUAAUUGAAAUAGCAGUACCAAAUAUAAUGUCGUUUCGCUAGAAUCCAGCAAUGUAAAAAAGUAAAUCAUUUUUUGUUGAGUUCAACUUCGGAAAAUGAACGUUCUGACACAAAUGUCACUAUAAUAAAUCUAUUAUUUUUUUAAUCCAAACAGCUAAAACAAUUCCAUGAUCGGUGAUUUAAUUAUUACUAUUAGUAAACGAAGAGUCAACACUUUGUAAUUGUGCGCUCAUCAUUGCACACACAGAGGACAGCCACACGCUUGACACCGCCUAUAAGGUGACAACUAUAAUAAUAUAAUAUAAUAAUCGACUGAAGCUGCAACGUUUCAGAACAACAUAUUGAAAUGCACACAGGAAUGCCCCGUAAAAAGAAUCAUUCGAUAAAACAAAUAAGUGCGAGGUAAAACUACACACUAGUGAUCGAGAGCGAUAAUUAUCAAAGGAGGAUGGACUUCAGUAUUUAUUGUAAAGUAAAACACAUGAGAGAAGGAAAAUAAAAGGUGGCUGAAUGGCUUCAAACAUCUCUUA